AUGUUGCAUGUUGGAGUCGUUACGAGUGGCUGCAUUGAGAGUGAGAGGCAAGCAUUGCUGGAGUUCAAGGCCGCCAUGGUUGAUGAUUACGGCAUGCUCUCAUCGUGGAACGGUCAGGAUUGCUGCCAUUGGAAUGGUGUUGGCUGCAACAAUCUCACUGGCCAUGUGCAAAGUCUCGAUUAUGACUUCACCGAAAAUGAAUAUACCUCUGUACAAAGAUUUUUGAGAGGUAAGAUUCCAAACUCAUUAGUGGAAUUACAACAUCUUAGGUACUUGAACCUCAGUUCAAAUGGUUUUGAAGACUACCAUAUCCCUGAAUUCUUUGCUAACUUCUCUAGCUUGAGACAUCAUGAACGUAAGUUCGCCAAUCGAGACACUGGUUGGCACAAGACGCAAAAAUGUGGCGACAUAGAAGUCAAGUCAUCUGGAAGUUACCACAACCGCAAACUCUGCGCCUGA
This is a messenger RNA of Arachis ipaensis, 459 nucleotides long. RefSeq names its product receptor-like protein EIX2. The record is from RefSeq and is a predicted model, not a curated record. NCBI's taxonomy places the organism in Eukaryota, Viridiplantae, Streptophyta, Magnoliopsida, Fabales, Fabaceae.